GCGGCGGCGGCGGCGGCGGCGGCGAGGAGCUGUGCCUUCCACCUCUCCAGCCCCGGCAGGACGGGGGCGACCGCCGCGGGCCCGGGGCGGGGACAGCACGCAGCCUCGCGGCGCUCACCCCCGCCCGGCAGCGGCCCCGACACCCGGGGCGAGCGGGAAAGCGGCGGCGGCGGCGGCGGUGGGGGAAGGAUGCAGGGCAAGAAGCCGGGCGGCUCAUCGGGCGGCGGCCGGAGCGGCGAGCUGCAGGGGGACGAGGCGCAGAGGAACAAGAAGAAGAAAAAGAAGGUGUCCUGCUUCUCCAACAUCAAGAUCUUCCUGGUGUCCGAGUGCGCCCUGAUGUUGGCUCAGGGCACGGUGGGCGCCUACCUGGUGAGCGUCCUGACCACGCUGGAGCGCAGGUUCAACCUGCAGAGCGCCGACGUGGGCGUGAUCGCCAGCAGCUUCGAGAUCGGGAACCUGGCGCUCAUCCUCUUCGUGAGCUACUUCGGGGCGCGCGGGCACCGGCCGCGCCUCAUCGGCUGCGGCGGCAUCGUCAUGGCGCUGGGCGCGCUGCUGUCGGCGCUGCCCGAGUUCCUGACGCACCAGUACAAGUACGAGGCGGGCGAGAUCCGCUGGGGCGCCGAGGGCCGCGACGUCUGCGCUGCCAACGGCUCGGGCGGCGACGAGGGGCCCGACCCCGACCUCAUCUGCCGCAACCGGACGGCUACCAACAUGAUGUACUUGCUGCUCAUUGGGGCCCAGGUGCUCCUGGGCAUCGGUGCUACCCCCGUGCAGCCCCUGGGGGUCUCCUACAUCGACGACCACGUGCGGAGGAAGGACUCCUCGCUCUACAUAGGAAUCCUGUUCACGAUGCUGGUAUUUGGACCAGCCUGCGGGUUUAUCCUGGGCUCUUUCUGUACCAAAAUCUACGUGGAUGCCGUCUUCAUUGACACAAGCAACCUGGACAUCACUCCGGACGACCCCCGCUGGAUCGGAGCCUGGUGGGGCGGCUUUCUGCUCUGCGGUGCCUUACUCUUCUUCUCUUCCCUCUUGAUGUUCGGGUUUCCACAGUCCCUGCCCCCACACUCAGACCCCGCCAUGGAGAGCGAGCAGGCCAUGCUCCCCGAAAGAGAAUACGAGAGGCCCAAGCCCAGCAACGGGGUCCUGAGGCACCCCCUGGAGCCAGACAGCAGUGCCUCCUGCUUCCAGCAGCUGAGAGUGAUCCCGAAGGUCACCAAGCACCUGCUCUCAAACCCUGUGUUCACCUGCAUCAUCCUGGCCGCCUGCAUGGAGAUUGCAGUGGUGGCUGGCUUCGCUGCCUUCUUGGGGAAGUACCUGGAGCAGCAGUUUAACCUCACCACCUCUUCUGCCAACCAGCUGCUCGGGAUGACGGCCAUCCCGUGUGCCUGUCUGGGGAUCUUCCUGGGCGGGCUCCUGGUGAAGAAGCUCAGCCUGUCCGCCCUGGGGGCCAUUCGGAUGGCCAUGCUCGUCAACCUGGUGUCCACGGCUUGCUACGUCUCCUUCCUCUUCCUGGGCUGCGACACGGGCCCCGUGGCUGGGGUUACUGUUCCCUACGGAAACAACUCAGCGCCUGGCUCGGCCCUGGACCCCUACUCGCCCUGCAAUAAUAACUGUGAAUGUCAGACCGAUUCCUUCACUCCGGUGUGCGGGGCGGAUGGCAUCACCUACCUGUCCGCCUGCUUUGCUGGCUGCAACAGCACGAAUCUCACGGGCUGCGCGUGCCUCACCACCGUCCCCCCUGAGAAUGCGACUGUGGUUCCCGGAAAGUGCCCCAGUCCCGGGUGCCAGGAGGCCUUCCUCACCUUCCUCUGCGUGAUGUGCAUCUGCAGCAUGAUCGGUGCCAUGGCCCAGACACCCUCCGUCAUCAUCCUCAUCAGGACAGUCAGCCCUGAACUCAAGUCCUACGCCCUGGGAGUUCUUUUUCUCCUCCUCCGUUUGUUGGGUUUCAUCCCCCCACCCCUCAUCUUCGGGGCCGGCAUCGACUCCACCUGCCUGUUCUGGAGCACGUUCUGUGGGGAGCAAGGCGCCUGCGUCCUCUACGACAACGUGGUCUACAGGUACCUGUACGUCAGCAUCGCCAUCGCGCUCAAGUCCUUCGCCUUCGUGCUCUACACCACCACGUGGCAGUGCCUGAGGAAAAACUAUAAACGCUACAUCAAAAACCACGAGGGCGGGCUGAGCACCAGUGAGUUCUUUGCCUCUACUCUGACCCUAGACAACCUGGGGAGGGACCCUGUGCCCGCAAACCAGACACAUAGGACAAAGUUUAUCUAUAACCUGGAAGAUCACGAGUGGUGUGAGAACAUGGAGUCCGUUUUAUAGUGACGAAAGAGGGCUGAACUCUGUAUGAGUGAUCAAAGGGUCAUUUUUCUUAAAAAAGAAAAAAAGGUUUCAAAAAAAAAAAAAAAAAAAACCAAAACUCAAUAUACACACAAACACACACACACACACACACACGUACAACCUUUGUCCUUUUCCUCAAAAUCAGAGCCAGACAGGAUUCAGAGUCAGGAGAGAAUGGGACCGUGUGUUUGACACGCGGCAGGUCCCGGAGGACACUCGCACUGCUGGCCGCAGGGUCUGCUGUGGAAGCACCGCAUGGCUUCAGGAUGCCAACAGCUGCAAGCAACAGGCACUGCCAAAUUCAGGGAACAGUGGUGGCCAGCUUGGAGGAUGGACAUUUCUGGAUAUACAUACACACACAAAACAUUUUUUAAAAAGUCUACUAAAAAAAAAAAAACACAAGUCGAAAACAUUGCCAGAUUAAGCACUAGUGACACACCUUGUGCCACCCUCUCCCUCCAUGUCGGGGUGGGAGGCACGAAAGGCGGAGGGGUGGAAGCUCUACUCCUCUAACUCUUGCAAUAUGGGUCACUGUGUAGACGACUCACCCAGUCUGCAUGUGGUUCAAGGCCCCAGAGUUCUCUCAGCGAUGCUAACGGGUGAUCCGUGCUGGAGUCUAUAAUUGGCACCACUCACCAGCUCCAUUCCCAUGUUCGAGACUGAGGGCCCGAGGGGGGGCCGGGCGGGGUCCAGCACCUCCCCUUCCCCUGGCAGCACCUCCCAGGGGCAGGCAUCCACCUUCCCCCAGCCCCGCAGAGCGACCUCAGGAAGCAGUGGGCCUCACCUGGCCAUGACUGACCCGGCUCAGAGCCGGUGAGGCCCAACACAGUCUAAGUCAUUUGCCAAACAUUUUGCCAUUUUUAAAAAGAAAAAUACAACGCAUAUGAAUUUCAAACUUGUGUGUAUAAUCCUCUAAUACUAUUUUUAACUACUUCUAAAAUCUGCGUUAACCCUUCAGUCACUAACACAGUUCUAGAGGCCGGAUUUAUGAUGCUGGUUGCUUUUACUUUUCUCCUUUUUUAAUGCACCAAAAAUAUAAUGUGAUUCAAGGGAUGCAAUUAAUCUAUUGUAAUUUUUAUCAUUUUAUCCUCAUUUGGAUAUUCUGCAAAAAACAAGAAUAUACAAUGCAUUACAAGAAGAAAAAGAUUACUUCAAAAAGAGUGUCUGUGCAGGCUGCCUUUAAAAGAAUCACAUUUGAGACAACAGGGGAUAAUGUGAUGAAUUGCAAAUUUGCCUUCUAGCUUUAUUCCCCAUGAUUCAGUGAUCACUGUCAUGGGAAGCCCUUUUAUAUUCAUGCUUGACAUUCCACGAGGCGUUCUUUCCAGCCUGUGGAGGAGACGCGCUCAGAUGUGGGUUUGUGUGUAUGGGUGCAAUACUUCUGGGGAUAGGAAAGAGAAGAACCGUUCCCUGACACAAGCUGUUGAGCAGUCUGUGGUGUCUGUGAUAAUGUUUGGACCCACGAGCUCCUGGAAGGUAUCACGUGUCCAAUGCAUGAAAAUGUCAAUGACGUUUUCAGAGUUAAUCUCAAACUAAGAGGCCUUUGUGUGUGCUUUGAAAGUGGCUGAACCUCAAACAGUUAGAGAAUGAACCUGUCAUUGUUUAGGGUAAGAGUCACGUGGGAAAACCUCUUGCAACCAGCAGACUAAGCCUCCUAUGGCCAUUUCCAUACAGGGACAGAGCUCAGGUGAGUUAACAUAGGCAUGCACACACACAGCAGAGGACCCAGGUAACUUACCCUUCCUGCUUCUUCAGUGACCUUUGUUCAUGCCACACUCAUGGCCCUGGAAAAGACCUCAAAGGUAGAUUGGUUGGUUUGCUUUUUUACCCCAGACACACAUUUGCAGUUUACCCACAAGGCAACAAAAGAAUCAGGAAAUAAAAGGGGGUGGGGGGUGGUGCUGUGCCAAAUUUUUAACACAAAUGCCCAAAUCUAGAGAAAACACCAAGCAAGGAUGACCAAAAGAGAAGCUGUGUCACAGUGCAGGGCCACGGUGGCCAGCUAUCGGGGACAGGAUGCUUCGAAAACAGCCCUUUCAUCUGCUUAGUGUUAGUCUGUCCUUGUCCAUGAAAAUGGUGAUGCUCAUCCGUAUGUUACCUAGUAAAAGGGGGAUGGUUCUCCAACCAAUUCAUAAAACAUGUGCUCUGUUGUUCCUGAGGUUUUGAUAACAUGCUGUACAGGUUUUGGUUUUGUUUUGUUUUAAAACUGUAUUGCUAAUAGGUCACUGUCCUCUUAGAGAUUAUGGCCAGGCCCUCCAAACUCAGUACUUACACACUGAGGCCCUAAGACCUACUAUUUCAUGGGACUAUUUACUUUGGGGAGGGAAAAAAGGUUUUUUCAAUUCUUUGCAUUUUGGAUUUUUUUCCCCCUAAGAUUUCAGGAUGAAUGAUAAAAGAUGUUAGAAUGACAAAGGAAAACAACUCCAGGGCUGAGUUUUAUCAGCAAUUGGGUAUAAAUGUAAAGGCCCCUAUUGCAAGAUGGUUCUGAAGUGUGUUGUGUCAUCUUUUAAAAUCUUAAUUUCUCUCAUAUGCUGCAGAACAGAAAACUCGGUCUAGUUUUAAUUUUCCUUUUGUGCUAUAAAGAAUCAUUGUACAUACAACACUA
This is a messenger RNA of Lemur catta (Ring-tailed lemur), 4945 nucleotides long. It is a transcript of the gene SLCO3A1, whose product is annotated as solute carrier organic anion transporter family member 3A1. Gene Ontology annotation, molecular function: protein binding. Lineage: Eukaryota; Metazoa; Chordata; Mammalia; Primates; Lemuridae. The transcript is spliced from 10 exons. The record is from RefSeq and is a predicted model, not a curated record. Gene Ontology annotation, cellular component: membrane. Gene Ontology annotation, biological process: sodium-independent organic anion transport; transmembrane transport; prostaglandin transport. The coding region runs from base 190 to 2322 and encodes 710 amino acids.